GGGGGAGGGGGAUACUUUGAUCUCGUUUUUCAUCGCACCCCCCCGUUUGAGGGCCAAUAUGCAUGCAUAUCCGAACUUGGUGCUUGUGGCGCCACCUUGCUGCUUUGCUUUAUUGGUCCGUACACCAGGGCCAAUGCAUCCAGCACAACCCACCCGCGCGGCCCCCCGGUACAUUACAUUGUGUGUGAGGAGCUGAAAGUUGAUACAUCAGACGACGCAGAUGCACUGUUCGUUCCGAUACUACCCUAAGGAUAUAGCAAUAGCAAACAAUGGGGUUGGAUCUGGAUGCCGCCCGGGUGAAGACCUUGCCUGACGAGGCGUUUUACAUUGCGGGUUUUGUCUCGGAGGAUGAGGAGGCUUCUUUGCUACAAAAGAUCAACAGCGCCCCCCUCCCCCGCUGGACGCACCUGUCGCACCGGCGUCUCCAGACGUGGCCAUCAGCACUCACCAAGACCAACACGCUGAUCGCCGCACCGCUGCCCGCGUGGCUAGUCUCGCCCAUCAUCCGUCCCCGCUUCGACGAGCUGGGCCUGUUCCGCGACGCGCCGCACGGCGGGCCCAACCACGUCCUGGUCAACGAGUACCGGCCCGGGCAGGGGAUCAUGCCGCACGAGGACGGCCCCGCGUACCACCCGCUCGUGGCGACGGUGAGCCUGGGCUCGGCGACGGUGCUGGACCUGUACGCGAAGACGGACGACGACGACGAUGACCAGGGUGGUCGGCGGCCGCGGUACCGGGUGUUGCAGGAAAGGCGCAGUCUGCUGGUGACGAGGGGGGCGCUGUACCGGGAGUUCUUGCAUGGGAUCGCGGAGACCGGCAGGGACGAGGCGCUGGAUGCGGGGACCAUCUGCAACUGGGAUCUGUUGGGGGAGCGGGAGCGAUUCGCGGCGGGGUGGGCGGAGCGGCAGACGAGGGUCAGUCUGACGUAUCGAGAUGUGGUGAGGGUAGCGAAGUUGGGGAAUGCAAUGAAGUUUGUUGGGAAAUCUUAAUUUUUCUUUCUUCUUCUUCUUCUUCUUCUUUCUUUCUUUUCUUUUUUGUUCGUAUCUAAAUUUAAUAAUUAAUUCUGGUUACCCCAGUUUAUUCUGAUCAGUUUGAUCUGUGAUGCAUAAUGAAGAAAUCGGCCCGAUCCAGCUGAUGCUGCUUGCUGCACGCCAGCAUUCCCUGGGUUGACGAGGACGUCGGCAGCAAUUGAUGUAUCGACUGAUGAGUGGGGUUCGAUCUCGUCCUUGUCGAGUAGAACUCCAUAUUAAUGGACUGUAUCGUAUAUCAGUUAAUAAUAGUGACAUCCAUAUCUCUCCCAUCCCAGACUGAUAGAAUGGACAAUAUCUAAAGUAG
Messenger RNA from Aspergillus campestris IBT 28561, 1335 nucleotides. RefSeq lists its product as uncharacterized. Lineage: Eukaryota; Fungi; Ascomycota; Eurotiomycetes; Eurotiales; Aspergillaceae. Bases 270 to 989 code for a protein of 239 amino acids. The record is from RefSeq and is a predicted model, not a curated record. The transcript has 2 exons.